UUCGUUGGUGGAGCCUAGUACGAGCAUUUUAGCUGCGUUUCACUUUUAGAAAGCUCACAAUAUGAACAUAUCUGGAAUUUUAUAAAGAAACUAUAUUCAGAGUUAAUAUAACGGCAGCCAAUAGGCUAAGCUAGUUAUCAGCACAGCACGAAAUCAACGGUUGCAUUGUAUGUCAAGAUAGUUCUCUACCAAUGGCAACAAUUGUCAGUUAGCGUUACACAUAAACAGCUGUAGUAUCUGAAAAAAUAAAUUACAAAGGGCUUCAGGGAUAUUCAUACUUGCUUCAUGUAUGUUACUACCGAGCUACUCAUUAGCCAAAUGAAACAAUGCUAACCGUUGUAGCAGGCUAAUUUCAGUGCUGUUAUAAAGCUAGAGGGCCAACAAAGUGAGAUGGGUGAAUUAAAAUAAGUUGAAUUAAAAUACUGGGCCGUACGACUCGAUGUAUUUGUUACACGCUUUCAGUGACUGACAAAGCAUUAGGCCGAGGGACUGCGGGUCGAAAUCAUUUAGCCUAUAUGAUAAAGCUAAAGUAAAUUCAAUGCUCGCCCAAGCAAAGACGGAAACUGGUAGGAGGGGUUUAUUUCGUGUCACAUCGGUACCCUUUGGCCGACGGUCAUUGGACCAAUCGGUGUGGAGGGGGCGGGGUCUGCGGUAAGUGAACAGGCUGUGAGCUGUGGCGCCGGAGGAGAGCAGCAGAGAAGGAGACGGCACACAUCCAUCCAUCUAUCCCUCCCCACCGUGCGCCGUUUAUCGCUUUCUGUGGUCUGUGCUGCAAUGUUGAUCCUGGACAUUUUGUCUCCACUCCUCCUCCUCCUCUCCAUCCUGUUGCCGGGCUACGGUUGCCGGGCGGCGGACAUUCCGGAGGACACUACAUCAGAGUUCUCGGUCAGACUGUACCACCAGCUUCAGGCGGCUGGGGGUCAGGACAACAUCAUUUUUUCCCCGCUUAGUGUGGCUGUGGCCCUGGGCAUGGUGGAGCUGGGGGCCAGAGGAGCUUCGCUGGAGGAGAUACGACAGGCUGUAGGAUUCAGCCACCUGCUGCCAGGUGUGGAGUUCUCCUUGCUCCAGAACCUGACGGCGGCUUUGUCAGACGAUGACGCCCAUUACGUGGUCCGGUUUGCCAACAGCCUCUUCCUGCAGGAAGGCGUCACCUUCAACCCUGAGUUCCUGCACCUGAUGAAGAAGUAUUUCCGGGCCGAAGUGGAGACUGUAGACUUCAGCGAAUCAGCAGCUGUGGCCGAGCAGAUCAACAGCUGGGUGGAAAAUCAUACUGAGAGUAAGAUCCGUGAACUGCUAUCAGCCAAGGACUUCAGCAGUGUGACCCGCCUGACCCUGGUGAACGCCAUCUACUUCAGAGGCUCCUGGAAAAACCAGUUCAGGCCAGAGAACACCAGAACCUUCUCCUUCAGCAAAGACGACGGCUCUGAAGUCCAGACGCUCAUGAUGUACCAACAGGGAGACUUCUACUACGGUGAGUUCAGUGAUGGCUCCCAGGAAGCUGGUGGUGUGUACCAGGUAUUGGAGAUGCCCUAUGAAGGAGAGGACAUGUCCAUGAUGAUCGUUCUGCCUCGACAGGAGGUGCCGCUGGCUUCCCUGGAGCCCAUCAUCAAAGCGCCGCUGCUGGAGGAGUGGGCUAACAAUGUUAAACGGCAGAAGGUGGAAGUCUACCUGCCUAGGUUCAAAGUGGAGCAGAAGAUUGACCUUAGGAGCACUCUGAAGGAGCUGGGAAUAAAGAACAUCUUCACCAAUAAUGCUGAUCUCUCCGCCAUGACAGAUGGUAAAGACCUGUACAUUGGGAAGGCAGUGCAGAAGGCCUACCUGGAGGUGACUGAGGAGGGGGCUGAGGGAGCCGUUGGGUCAGGUAUGAUCGCCCUGACCAGGACUCUGGUGCUGUACCCCCAGGUCAUGGCUGAUCACCCAUUCUUCUUUGUCAUCAGAAACAGAAGCACAGGGUCCAUCCUCUUCAUGGGCAGGGUCAUGACCCCUGAAGUCAUCGAGCCCAACGACCAUGACUUUGACUCCAUGUAACCAUCUCAGCCAAUCAGAUCCUGACGUCAUAAACGCUACCUAUCCUCUAUCGCCAUCUUCAGCUGUGUUUUAUAUAGAAUAUAUAAACUGGAUAUCACAAAAUAUAUUAUAUAUUGAAAUAUGACAUACGACAUAUAACGUAACUGUGUUUUGAUACUGGAAGCUUUAAACUCCUGGAUACAGACAUGUAGAAAGAAAAAGUUGUAAAUAUAUUCUAGUAAAGAGUGGUUUGUGUAUGAGCAAAAAGAACACAUGAUACGUAAUCCACGCACAACCCCUUUAAGUUCAGCAGCUUUGUACUCUCCUGCGCCCACACAGACAAUGUACAAAAACAGUUUCCUCUCUUCUU
Xiphias gladius (swordfish) is the source of this 2377-nucleotide messenger RNA. It is a transcript of the gene serpini1, whose product is annotated as serpin peptidase inhibitor, clade I (neuroserpin), member 1. The record is from RefSeq and is a predicted model, not a curated record. Gene Ontology annotation, molecular function: serine-type endopeptidase inhibitor activity. Gene Ontology annotation, biological process: negative regulation of endopeptidase activity. The transcript has 9 exons. Lineage: Eukaryota; Metazoa; Chordata; Actinopteri; Istiophoriformes; Xiphiidae. The coding region runs from base 775 to 2028 and encodes 417 amino acids.